Molecule: messenger RNA, 1287 nt
Organism: Bufo gargarizans (Asiatic toad)
Lineage: Eukaryota; Metazoa; Chordata; Amphibia; Anura; Bufonidae
Gene: SNF8
Product: SNF8 subunit of ESCRT-II
Exons: 8
Coding region: 84-860 (258 amino acids)
Biological process (GO): protein transport to vacuole involved in ubiquitin-dependent protein catabolic process via the multivesicular body sorting pathway
Cellular component (GO): ESCRT II complex
Source: RefSeq, a predicted model, not a curated record
CUCCUCCUCUUCCUGUGACGUCAUACCCACCAGGAGAAACUCCAUUCUAGUCACUCCCGGAAGUGAAGCUGUGAGCCGCAAUCAUGCACCGGAGAGGGGUGGGAGCGGGGGCGAUAGCCAAGAAGAAGCUGGCAGAGGCCAAGUACAAGGAACGAGGGACUGUCUUGGCAGAGGACCAGCUUGUACAGAUGUCUAAGCAGCUAGAAAUGUUCAAGACAAAUCUAGAAGAAUUUGCCAGUAAACACAAACAGGAAAUUCGGAAGAACCCCCAGUUCCGGGUUCAGUUUCAAGAUAUGUGCGCGACGAUUGGAGUGGACCCUCUGGCUUCUGGUAAAGGCUUCUGGUCAGAAAUGCUGGGUGUCGGAGAUUUCUACUAUGAGCUUGGUGUCCAGAUAGUAGAAGUCUGUCUGGCUCUAAAGCAUCAGAAUGGAGGUCUGAUAACCCUGGCUGAGCUCCACCAGCAGGUUUUGAAGGGAAGAGGGAAGCUGGCUCAGGAUGUCAGUCAGGAUGAUAUUAUCAGAGCAAUUAAAAAAUUAAAAGUCCUCGGCAGUGGUUUUGGUAUCAUCCCGGUGGGCGGAAGUUACCUGGUGCAGUCAGUUCCAGCUGAACUGAACAUGGAUCACACGGUGGUCUUACAGCUGGCAGAGAAGAAGGGCUAUGUAACAGUCAGUGAAAUAAGGUCAAGUUUAAAUUGGGAGAAGGAAAGAGCUAAACACGUCCUGGAGCAUUUACUAAAGGAAGGAUUGGCCUGGAUUGACUCGCAAGCAGGAGAGGAGCCCCACUACUGGCUGCCAGCUCUCUUUUCUGAACUUUAUUGUCAACAGAUCACCCCAGAUGAGAGCAUGGUGGGGGCUCCGUGACAUCCAUCACUGAUGACAGAAAUCUCCACUACCUCAGACUCCUCUGUCUACAAAAAAGAAGCCUCUGAGGGAGAGUUAUUUUCUGCUCGGUGUAUCUGACAUGGGCUGCAGAAGAGAUGUAUAUCUGACCUGUAACUUGGCACUUCUAUCCCCCAUUCCUAUCUGACUACUGGAGGUGUGAGAUAUACAGCGACUAAGAGCAGGACGGUUAGUUCAUGUCCAGCCCAUCUGUGCGCCAGGCCAGGCUGUACUUGAUACAUAUGCAGAGGGUCUGCAGUAUUCCUUCCCACGUUUCGAGGCUCCGAGUAUCCAGCAUGGGAGGAAUGGGCCUAUAGCAGUUAUGGAUCCUAGCCUGGCUGAAGAGCAAUCUUAUGUAUCCAUGUAAUAUACUUUCUAUCAAUAAAAUUUUGGAAUAUUUAAGUUGUCA